Molecule: messenger RNA, 6374 nt
Organism: Periophthalmus magnuspinnatus
Lineage: Eukaryota; Metazoa; Chordata; Actinopteri; Gobiiformes; Gobiidae
Product: neuritin-like
Exons: 3
Coding region: 282-716 (144 amino acids)
Biological process (GO): nervous system development; neuron projection extension
Cellular component (GO): plasma membrane
Source: RefSeq, a predicted model, not a curated record
AGAGGAGGAGGUGAGAACUGUCCGGUGAAGAGCAAAUCGGGGGGACGCAUGAGCUCAGACGCACCGGGGGGCAGGUAACGUCACCAGCAGCAGCAGAAUACCGCGCACAGGGCCGUGUUUUUUGGAGAGCGAGCGGUCUAUAGACAACACAACCGCCUUUUCCAUCGCGUUUAAACCAAUUGUCUCGCCUUUAAAGCCACGAAUGAACCUUGGACAGCUCAUGAGCCCCUCCUCGUGACACGCCAUCGCGCAUCUCCAGCCGUGCCUCUCUGAAAUGGGAUAUGUCGGCGCACAAGAAGAUCGGAGGUGUUCUAGCGACUGCCAUAGUGCUGCUGUUCGUGCUGGAGUGGGGACAGGCCGUAGAUGUGAGGUGUGAAAGUGCGUAUAAAGGCUUCUCUGACUGCGUCCUCGCGCUGGGAGAGAGCCUGGACAACCAACAAGAGAAUGUGACCAGCGAGACGGGCGUGGCUGCGGUCUGCGAUCACUGGGAAAACUUCCACUCUUGUGCCCUCAAAGCUCUGGCCAACUGCACAGGUGAGGUGAGGCUGAUCUGGGAGACGCUGCGACAGGACUCCAAGAAGAUGCCCUUCCAGGGGAGCCUGUUCGAUCUGUGUCCCAGCGCCUCCCCCAGCAUCAGUGCUCCUCUCUGGGUCACUGUGCUGCCGCUGCUGGGCUUUCUCCUGGAGCUCGGCGGAUCAGACUGGGGAGGGGUAUAGGAGAGGGGUAGAGUUCAUCUAAAGAGAAGAGUGAAGGUAGUUUAUAUUUGACACUGAAUUUGGUAACAGAAUUUGAUUGAUAUGAAAUUUGAGAAUAUCAUUUAUGGGCAUUCAAUGGGACUGAUAUGCAAUGAUGUCAUCAGUCGACAUACAGGUCCCGCCUCAUUCACUUUAACUGCAUUUUGAUUAUUUUAACUUGCUCCAUGGCUUUGUAGAAUGGAGUUUAAACAAAUAUUAGAUACGCUGUUUUUUUAGAUGAUUUUUGAACUAAUUAUAAAAUAUGUUACCGUUAUAAUCUACUCUUUAAAAAUGCUAAAACAUUCCAUUGUGUUUUGUGCAAAAGAAGUUGUGUUAAACGAGCGUAAAUUAGUUAAAACAUGUCCCCUGAUAUGUCUAUUUAGGAGUUUCAGACAGGUUCAGCUAUUUCUACUGUUUGUGUCUAGAGAACUGUUGGACCCAUGAUGUCACACUAAACAUUCCAUUACAUUUUAAAGGGCAUUGCAAAAAUAUUUUAAAAAGCACAUUUUUACCCAUAAUAUUGGUUGGUUUGGGACAGUUAUAUUAAAUCAAUAUAUUUAUCUUCUGUCAAUGUUUUUACAGUUGAAUACGAUCUGUAAACAAGUCUAAAACAAUAAAGUGGAACGGUCCCCAGAUUGACCCCUGGGGAACCCCACGCAGAGCCGGAUCUAACAUUCAGGGGGCGCUAAGUAAAAUCUGACAUGGGGGGGUCUUUGCCACUCAGGUUCAAGUGAUUAUUCAAAUACCACAACAUGAUGCGCAGCUGUCAAUAUCCACCUAAGUGUAUCUGUAUAACCCACAUCAGAACAUUUUUAAUAUUAUAUACCUCUUUCCUGUUUUCUAGUGCAUUUUAAUGUUUUCCAGUUGGCUAAAGUGCAAUAACAUUCAUGGUUUCUGUGAUGCAGGAAAACUUCAAAUAAAUGCGGAACUAAUUAGUGUUUGAAUCCAUGUAUAAUACGCACACAAACGUACGAGUAGCUGACAUUUGCACAAAACUCAUUAAUUAUGUACAAAUUAUGUACAUUAAUUAUGCUCAUUCACUCACCCACCAAAGACAAAGCUUCUCUUAUUAACAGCAGUAAGAAAACAGCUGUAGUCCAAAGCUGCUGAAUUCCUGAUGAGAGCCAAAGUCAAGGCUACAGACAAACGUGUAGUAAACUUAUAACAGUCCUAGCGUCCUCGUGCUGUUGCUUAGAUGUGUUUAAGAACGAGGACGGAGGGAGGAGGAAGGGAUCAAGGGCAGUGUGCCGUAUUGUACAAACACAUUAACCAUUCAGAAGUGAUAUUUAGCAAACCAGGGCCCUGUUUUGUCAUAAGUAGAUUAACAGAGAGAUAUGAAUGAUAAAACUAUCUGGACUCGGGAGGUGGGGCCCUUUGCAGCUUUGGGGCCUUAUACAACGUGCAUAGUCUGCAAAUAGGAAGAUCCAGUUCUGAUGCCACAUACUCUGAAAUCUGAUCAGUUUACAAUUUUAACAGAUUUUACAUGUGUCAUGUCCCCUGGCACUAACAGCCGUUAUUUUUGAGUAUAAUAAAUGUAACACGUGAUAUAUUUGGUUUAUUUUAGUUAUAGUUAUAUUUUAAAAUAGCAUUAAAAUCAAUUCAGUUUUAUUUAUCAAGCACUUUUGAUGCACAGAGACAACUUAAAAUGCUUUACACAGACUUAAAAUGACAACAAUAAUAUGAAUUUAUAUAAUGUACACAUCACUCAGUACAGUACAGCAGUCCAUGGCACAACGUCUACGUUAAAAAUAAUAAAAAUGAAGCUGGUAUCGUGUCUGUUCUUUUAAAAAAAACAAGCUCAAACUGUUCCAAAUAAAUAUUUACUAGCAUCAAAUUCAAUAUUCAAACACCUCAAACGUAUUACCAAAUUCCAGUGUCAAAACAGGUAUCAGUUUGAAAAAGUGACACAAAACUACCUUUGUUUACGAGUUUCAAAAUGGUGCCGUCCUCUUGAGCACAGAAUACACACUAAAGCCAAGGAUUUUCGGAGAGCUGAAUGUUUUAUUAAGGAUUUGGUUGGACGCAGAGCCACAGAUGUCCACAGGCAGCAACAGGCCCGUCGAUGUUUAGACUGAGUCAUGAUGGAGCCAAUGACACCUGUGGUAAUGCAUCACCAAUCCAACGCGGUGGGCAGACUUUCAUUUUAUCAUUUCUGUAACAUUUAUGUACAUUUUUGGGCAAAACACAAAACUCUGCAAUAAUGAAUAUGGCUAUGUAAUGCUUUUAUAGUUGAGUUUAUGUUUAUACUUUUCAGGUUUUUGAUAAUGUGGAUCAGUUGCUGUUGCAUUGUUGAUAUUAUGUUUGAUACUGUUCACCCCGCUGCUGUUUUAGUGUUUUAUAGUGUUAAAUAUUCAUGUUCUAAUGGGACACAAAUAGGCAUGUUUUAUAGUGGCCCUGAAGGGAAAGUCGCAGCACUGAAUGAGAAAUGAGAGACGAUAUAGUGGUAAACAUGGUAAUAUGCUAAAGCGAAUAACAAACGGAAAUAAUAAUUGAACUGAAUCAAAACACUGCAAGCGAGAAUGCAUUUUUAUGUGUUUUGUCUGAAAAUUCUAUUCUGUUAAGUUUAAGAUAGACUUUUUUCUGUUGCUACGGAUUCUACCAGGACAGGAUGGAUUACACAGACCUCUUUACCUGGUGAAAUAAAACUUAUAUAAUGAUACAAUUAAAUACAAAUGAAAAAAAGAAAACAAGAAAACACCCACACAUACACAAAAAAAAUGUUGACCUUAAAUAAACAUAUGAUGCCACCUUUUAUAUUCUGAUUUGAACAAAGAGUUAUUUUUAGGGUAAACUUUUGUAUGUGUGUGUGUGAAAUAUAAACACAAUAUAUAGGCUUAUGACAUAUUAAAACAAAUUGGUUUGGCAUUUUACCAUUGUUAAACAACUUUUUGCUGUGACUUGCUCUUCCUGAUUUUCCAAAAUGAAUAAUUAAGGUUCCACAUUUUAAUUAGUUUUCCAUAAAUCCCAAAACUCUUCAGAUGUUUCAGAUUAUCGGCCCCAACAUGAGUAUUAUUUGUGUUAAUGACAAUCACAGUGUAUUAGUAUUUAAAUGACCUACUCUUCCCACACUCGGCUGCUACAAGACACCAAAAUAUCACCCAUAGCUUUUGUUUUAGCCUGAGAAUAUUUCUGUGAACAGGAAUACAUCAACUUACAUACUGUGAUGUCAUUCAUAUUGCAUAUAAUAGUUUCAAAAAUGAAACAAAAUCAUUAUAUUUAUUUAGUUACUAUGUAUAUUUACUGGCCACUUUAUUAGGCACAUCUGUUGUUCACAGUGCACUUAUUUUAUUAGCUAACAGCGCCCGGCAACCUCACUGUUAGCGUCACUACUUCCUGUCCAAUUGUGUCCAUAGACUGUAUAUAUAAAUGGACAUAGCUAACCCGUAGCCGCGACAUUCCAAAUAAAAAGUGAUCAUGGGCGCGCUUCCGGCUCCAUCGACUAUGGCUCCAAUUCACUUUACAUUGAAAAACAGUUGCCCCUCUCUCUGUAACUGCUGCUGUCAGGCUAGUUAUUUUGGCAUUAAAAUGUUCGUAUUAACCCGCUCUACAUGAUCCUGGUAUUACUGUUUCACUAUUGUGUCUGCAAAUCAAGAUACGAACAUUAAUAACAAACAAUUCAGGCUCCUAUGUUACCUGAGGUCACUCCCACUAGUGUUAGCAACAGGUUUGAUUGACAGCGUUGCUAAGCGACCACUCCAUGCUAAACCAUCGUUGCGACUGGGAAGGGGUGUUACCUCCAAUAGCCUCGCUCUGGAUUGGCUCUUUGGUUGCAGUGAUACUUGCUGUCGGAAUUCCAAACAUUUAACGCGGCUCCAGAUUGGCUGCUAUAAUCGCUAGCUUCGAUGAGCUUCAUUUGUCUGGAGCUAUGGGUGAUGUCAAGCUCCCUUAGUCCAAUCUUUAUACAGUCUAUGUUUGUCAGGCUAAAAUGAACACAUGUACACAUUUACAAGAAGAAUUGCAAUUUCAAUAGGUUAUUUUUUAAGUUUUCUGAUUUUAAUAAAAGUGACUGUUAGCUUUGAGUCACAGAGAGCUAGCUAGCGUACUGCUGUGGACAUGAAUGGAAAAAGGAUGCCAGAUGUACUUGAUACCGUGGCCACUAAAUCUGAAUCAUAAUGUGUUAGCCAGCCAUAGAGUAUGCAAUAGAGCCGUCUAAACAAGAGCUUAUUUUUGUAAAUGAGCUAUAUAUGGAGAGAAAUUUGUUGUGAAAUGACAGUGUUUCAUAUCUGAAUUAGUCUUAUUGGUCUAACGGUUUAACGUAAGAGUCAAAGCUAUUGGUCAUAACUCGCAGGUGGUGUUCACAUAUAGCCAUAUACUUUAUCACUAAUUGUAUUAAAAUUUUAGCUUGAACAAAGUGUGUUAUAAUAAGAUUUUGUUCAGAAAUUAUGUGUAAAAGUCAGUGUUGAGUUCCACCAUUUUAAACGGUGCCACGUUGUCACCAAAAACUGCAAUGAGGUGACGUGUUUAUGCGACCUAGGAAGCAAUAUACGAUUUAACUGAUUUGUUAAAGCUGAUAUGGAAGUUGAUAUGUUGCUAUUUAUGGACAAAAAUCUUGAAAUUGUAAAAUGUGAAUGUAUUGUCAUAAUACACAGAAUACUUUGUAGAAGAAGCACAGAUUUGUCAGUGAUAUUAACUCAAUGUCUCUCAUUGUGUAGCUGUUUUGGUUGAGGCUCCACCACCUGCUUCAUAAAGUCACUUCCAGGUCCAAGAAAGGCAAAACUGAGACAAAAAAACAAAAAAACAAAAGCAAAACAAACCUACAACAGUUGUGAAUUUCCCAAUUGGACCCAGAAGUUACAUCAUCACUUAACAACUCUAUCGCUUUGCCUGGAAUGUCCCACAGUAUGGCAUUAAAUCUGUUUAUCUAGCAUUUAUUUCAUCACUGUCACUCAGAAAUACUGUGCCGAGUUGCAGGCCUCUCCACAGAUCAGACCUGUAACGUGGCUUUGGUGACACAAGUGCCACGUCUCCAUAGAAGAUAAUUUUAAAGCUAUACCGUGGAGCGUUCCACACACAGCGACAACAUCUCCGUGGAGACAAACAAACGGUGUAUCCUCGACCAGAAAAGUUACAAAGUGCAUCUUCAACAACCAAAAAUGUUUCAUGACCUGGCAGCAUUACUUUUCCAUAACGGGCUAUUUUAUUUGUUUAAAUUAUGAGUAUUUUCAACCCAUUUAUCUGUUUGUUCAUGUUUCUAUCCCUCCUUUUUUCUCACAAAUGCAUGAUCUUUGGAAAUCGGACCGUUUGUUGAUGUUAGCUGAGUCGUGCAUGGCGUUAUAGUUUAGCUCCUUCCUUAAACCACCGUCUAUCGGCAUGUUCUCUCUAGCUGUUUCUUAGCUCCCACGAAGUAAAGUUGGUAGCAUUUUCGUCACCCACUGUGUAUUCAAAAUAGUUAAAAAAACGCAUGAGCAAUAUUGACAGGACUGUAUUACAAAUUUCAUAUGCUGUUUAAAUGAAGCAUGAAGCAACGCCAUAGGAACUCAAGCCUCGUGACGAUUUGUACUGGAUUUCAGAGCAGUUGAAGAAGCUUAAAUAUCGUGUUGUUGUCUGUUUUUUUUAGUUUGCAAAAAGAUGCACUCUAUUGACAAUAAGCAUAAAGCAAUAUAUGGCAGAGUUACAUACGUGUUUGUAUUAAUAAAGCAC